AUGUAUCGCCAACCCUUUCACGUUUUCUUGCAGUUGCUUGUCUAACAUGACCGUCUAAGAGAGUUUUACAUACGUUCUUUCACGUCCGUUAGGAAGCCCACUGCAUACGCACCAAUUCUUUCGUUUUCUUUAUAAUAUUCCGAUAAAGACGUUGUUAAAUCAACCCCAAACGCUGUCAACUGCUGAAUAGCAAACUCACAUUGAAAAUAGCACUUGCAUCUUCCGCUGAUGGUAGGUUUCGUUUCGCCACGAGAGAUCUAUACCCUGUAAGGACAUCUUACGUCCAUUCGGCUAAGUUAGAGAAGCCAGAAUGGCAGCCAACAGUCUACCUCCAGAUAUCCGGGUAGGAUUUUUGGGUGCGGGAAAGAUGGCACAAGCACUCGCGAGCGGCUUUGUUAAGACAGGACUCGUAAAAGCGUGCAACGUUACAGCCAGCCGCCGACACCCUGAGGCUCCGAAUAUUCUCAAGGACAUGGGUGUCAUGGUAACAGGGGACAACAAGGAGGUUGUCAGACGCAGCAACUUGGUCUUCAUUGCUGUUAAGCCAUACAUGGUGGCCCCCGUGUUAAAAGAAGUAGCAGAAACUGUCACAGCCGAUAAACUGAUAAUUUCCAUAGCCGCUGGGAUCACCAUGGAUACCUUAGAGAAGGAGUUACCCACGGGGACUCGACUCAUACGGGUUGUUCCAAAUCUACCCGCCCUUGUAGGCCAGGGGGCGGCGGUGUUGUCGCGGGGAAUAACUGCACAGGAGGAGGAUGUGGCAUUGGUGAUGACGUUGGUGAGAAGCGUAGGUCAGUGCGAGGAAGUACCAGAAAGUCUACAAGACUGUGCAACCGGAGUCAGCGGCAGCGGCCCAGCAUACGCAUUUACAGCUAUCGAGGCCCUUGCAGACGGAGGGGUGAAGAUGGGGCUCCCCAGAGACCUGGCCAUGAAACUUGCAGCACAGACCAUGUUGGGAGCUGCCAAGAUGGUUCUCGAGUCUGGAAAACAUCCUGGUCAACUGAAAGAUGAAGUCUGUUCCCCUGGGGGAACCACCAUUGCUGCCAUGCAUAAACUAGAGAAGGCUGGGUUCAGGGGGGCUUUGAUAGACGCAGUGGAAGCGGCAACACUACGAGCUAGAGAGCUUGGACAGAAGAAGUGAACAGUGUAAUGUUUCAGGAACUCAACUACUAUGAUAAACGAAAAUUACAAUGACGAGGUGUCCAGGGCUUGUUACGAAGGCCUUCUCUCCAAGCAUAUUUGCGGCAGGACACAACUGGGUGGUUUUAGAAACCAGUUUGUGAAUUUGUUAAGUGCAUAAGGUUCAAUAUACUACUGCCCUGUAUGGGACCACUCAUGACAUGUAUAGCCAUUUAAACAAUAGCCAUUUGAACUAAAUGCUAAAAUUUGAAUUUCUGUUAAUUUUGGUAAAUCGGGAUGAUACAAAUAUAAUAAGUUUUCAUCUCAAUUUGAUAUUCAGUUGUUUAUGAUACAAUAAUGAUACGUUUCCAUUAGAUAUUUAUUGUUUAUGUAUUUAUUGUGUAUGGUAAGAGCUCUGUGAAGAAGUGUACACUGAAGAGGUCCCAGUGUGGAUUACGCUUAGUGCUGUAGAAAUGACAACCCGACCACAUAGCAUUCAUUGGGUCUCUGAACUGUCAAUGUUUUUACAAAAGAUUGGACUACCGGUGGUAACGAUAUAUUAAUUCGUGUUGAAAGCGAAGGCUGAGAAAGGUACAUGAACAAAUGGAAACAAAUGUGGUGCUACACGAUUGCGGGCGUUUUACUGCAUGGGGAAGCUCUUUGACGUGGCGGGAGUGUAGACUUGAUAGAAGAAUCUCAGAUAUAUAUAGUUGAAUCACAUCUUUAUAUCAUUCUCGCAUUCCGUGUUACACUUUAUUGUGACUGUGUAUAUUAGCAUAAUAAAUAUUUUAUGAGCGAUU
Haliotis rubra (blacklip abalone) is the source of this 1919-nucleotide messenger RNA. Its product is annotated as pyrroline-5-carboxylate reductase 2-like. The transcript has 6 exons. Gene Ontology annotation, molecular function: pyrroline-5-carboxylate reductase activity. Lineage: Eukaryota; Metazoa; Mollusca; Gastropoda; Lepetellida; Haliotidae. The coding region runs from base 311 to 1141 and encodes 276 amino acids. The record is from RefSeq and is a predicted model, not a curated record. Gene Ontology annotation, biological process: L-proline biosynthetic process.